Brassica napus (rape) is the source of this 1501-nucleotide messenger RNA. Its product is annotated as TLD domain-containing protein 2-like. Bases 398 to 1321 code for a protein of 307 amino acids. The record is from RefSeq and is a predicted model, not a curated record. The transcript is spliced from 8 exons. NCBI's taxonomy places the organism in Eukaryota, Viridiplantae, Streptophyta, Magnoliopsida, Brassicales, Brassicaceae.
AUGAUAUAACAGAAAUGUUAAAAGUCAAAUACUAUGAUAUAAAAAACAGAACAGCAUGAAGCGUGAGGUCUACUUGUGUUCGUCACCUUCACUCUAACCUCACCCCAACAAAGUCUACCGAAUAAUUUUUUCUUAUUUAGUUAAAGCUUGUCUCAGAAAAACAUUUUGAGAGGGAAUAUUGAAUUUUGGAUAAGAUAUUCAAGAAUAGAAAAAUAAUGAGACAAGAGUGGUGAUCUUCUUCUUCUUUUUAAGAAAGAGAAGUGACUCAUUUUAGUGGUGUACAUUUUUUGUCAACAGUGGGGGAGGAUCCUUCCUUUGGAAAGAAUCUGAAAGUUUUAAAUCUUGUUCCCACUCCUUAAAAAUAGAAUUAAAGUUUUAAAAGGAGGCUCAUCAGAUCAUGAGUAAACACAUAUAUAUGAGAAGCAAAGCAGUGCACUCCGUCCAAAGAUCUGCUCCUCCUCCUCCUCUUCAGGCUCCCAAAGAUGAGUCAAAGAGAAAUCAACUAGAUUGUGUCACUGAAGAGAAGCCUAAGGAGAAGGAGAGCUUCUUCUUGUCUUGGUAUAAACACCAUUUGAAGAACUUUUUUCACGCUGUUAAGUUUCCCAAGGAGCGAAAAGGAACUUCUGUUGUGAAUCCUGAUAAUGAUGAUGAUGAUGAAGAAAAUGAAUAUGAUGCUGGCCUGGAGAAGAAGCCCAUGCAGAAUAAAGAGGAACCAACAAUAGUAGUACAAGCAAUUACUCUACCUGAAAUUUCAGAUCCCUCUUUACUGUUAAAAGAGCAGUCGAGACGUUCCCUUUAUACUUCACUUCCUGCUCUUGUUCAAGGCAGGAAAUGGGUAUUGCUCUACAGUACAUGGAGGCACGGUAUAUCACUGUCAACGCUAUACAGGAAAAGCCAACUCUGGCCUGGUCUCAGUUUACUGGUUGUCGGAGACAAAAAGGGUUCGGUAUUUGGUGGUCUUGUCGAGGCACCUUUGAUUCCAACUGAUUAUAAGUAUCAGGGAACCAACAAUACAUUUGUUUUCACUGAUAAGUCUGGACAACCCACAGUAUACCAUUCCACAGGUGCAAAUCGGUUUUACACGUUAUGCUCAAAGGACCUCCUAGCUCUCGGCGGUGGUGGACGGUUUGCUCUCUAUCUAGACAGUGAGCUGCUACACGGAUCAAGUGCUUGCUCAGAGACAUACGGGAACUCUUGUCUUGCAAACUCUCAGGACUUUGAUGUUAAGGAAGUGGAGUUAUGGGGAUUUGUGUAUGGCUCAAAGUAUGAUGAGGUUCUAUCUCUCAGCAGGAAAACCGAGACUAUUUGCAGGUGGUCAUGAUCCUCCUGGCGAAUAUUAUUAAAUGGAAGUAACAAGUGCAGUUUUCUUUUGUAAUUGUUGUUUUCUUUAUCUUAUAAGUGGUUUAAUGACAUCCCAAAUACACACUCAUUCGUAACUCUGAAAUCUUUUGAUUGUUGUAAUGAUACUGAAAUUAUCAAACAUAAAACUCAAUUUUGAAUA